UUUACAUUUCACUUGCUGCGCUAUAUUUUAGUAUUCUUUUGUCCCCAUGGGAUGAUUUUUUUUCUCUCUCCCUCUCUAGAUAAGUCUUCAUACUCUUCCUAUUUUCCUCUCCCUUCUAGGAUGAUGGGAAAGGAAUGGAUUCACGUUGGUUUGAUUGUUUUGUUGUGGAUUGGAUUUUCAUGGCAGAUAUGUAUAAGAAUCAACUGCAGGAACUGGCACAGAGAAGCUGUUUCAACCUGCCUUCCUAUGCUUGCAUCAGAGAAGGGCCUGAUCAUGCACCAAGAUUCAAAGCUUCUGUGAAUUUCAACGGUGAGAUCUUUGAAAGCCCGAGCUAUUGCACCACAUUAAGACAGGCAGAGCAUGCAGCUGCCGAAGUAGCUCUCAAUGUCCUGUCCACGAGAGGUCCUGCAAGGUCUCUAACUGCAAGAGUUCUUGAUGAAACUGGGAUUUACAAGAACCUACUUCAAGAAACUUCCCAUAGAGCUGGACUGAACCUUCCUGUAUAUACCACUGUAAGAUCAGGUCCUGCCCAUGUCCCAAUCUUCACUUCUACUGUAGAGCUUGCUGGCAUGAAUUUCACUGGUGAGCCAGCCAAAACAAAGAAGCAAGCCGAGAAGAAUGCUGCAAUUGCAGCUUGGUCUGCACUGAAAAAAAUGCCAAACUUAGUUUCGUUCGGUAAUAAAGAAGUAGACACUGGUGAAGAACUAGAUCGGGCAGUUGUGGCAAGGGUUCUUUCAAACUUCAGGACCAAAGACGAAUGCAAACAUGUGAGGAGGAGGGAUCAGAACCAAGUCAAGAGGAGAAUGGUGAGAGCUCAUAGAGACACUUGUUGUGGUACUUCAUCCACAUCUAGUAACAAUAAGCAGCAUAAGCCGUGGAGGCUUUUGGAUCUGUUUAUGGACUCUGUCCCAGAAGGUUUCGUUAAAAAACAAAACUGCUUUGUAUCUCUUCUGCCUCCUCCCCCACCCAGAACAGCUUCAAAGAUCCUACCACCAAAUUCAUCCACAGACAGUCCCUCUCCGUAUCCAUCAAAUAGACCUAUUCCAGUAAGAAUCAGGUGUAGAUCACAAUUCAAUACUCCAGUUGAAGAGCAUCGAAGGGAUGAAGAAGAGUGGCUUGGUGGGAAAUCAAAUAUCAAGAAACCUACUGAAAAUGAAUGUCCAUGCAAUUCAAAUUCAAGUGUUGUCUACGGGUCAAGUUCAAUAUCCAGGCAAUCUCCUUUGUCCAAUACAGGGAAGAUGACGGCUUCCAUGCUUGAUAGGCCUUUUGGUUCGCUAGAUUCGUCUCAAUUGGCACGGGCUCCAAUCAAGGCAUCCACAGGUGGGCACAUGGCCGGGACCAUGUACACUGGAGGGUUCAAUCCCCACAAGAUUGCCCCAGCAGUUCAAAUCAGAUCAGUGAUCCCCGUCUGUGCAGCACCACCUCCAAAUCCAAUGAUCCAACCCUCAACCCCAGCAGUGAAGGAAACUUCAGCAUCGGCUUUAAGUCCUACUACUACUUCAAUAUUGCCCGCACAAACAGGAGAAGAGAUCCCAUCGGCUAGCUCCAGGUUCAACAAGCCACAUUUGGGGUCAACUCGACUCAGUUCUGAGUUCAACAAGCUACAGUUAUGAGGUACAGAACGAGCGUUAGCAUCUUCUGCCACAGUUUAUACUUCAUGGGUUCUGGAAAGUCCAAAACUUAGGCUAUUGGCCCUUGGGAACCAUAGUUUUUGUCUCAUGGGUCUAUGGUGAAAUUUUGUAAAAGAUGAUAUAUUAUAAUUUUCACCUCGACAUGUAUUUACUGCACUUAGUGACCCAGAGAGAGAGAGAGAGAGAGAGAGAGGGAGAGAACAAUAAAUGAGAUAUGGGGGAGUGGGUUGAAGGAGAUAAGAGGGAGAGAAAAAAGUAAGCUUAGAAGUUGGGGGCUGAUGGAGGUAGCAAUGAAGGCAGCGUGAAGAGGACGAACAGACAAUUUCAGCGAUAAAGGCAAGUAAUUAAGAUACCCUGAGAAAUAUUUAAUGGUCCUGUCUUCGCCAUUAAUGCUCCUCCUGCACACACACUUGUCUCUCUCUUCCUCAUCUUCUUCCUUCCAUUUACUAGCCUCUCCUUUAAUUCACUCACUGUUUUGUGGCUAUGUUUGUUAGUUUUUUCCUCAAUUCUUUAUCUAAUCAUUCAUU
This is a messenger RNA of Juglans microcarpa x Juglans regia, 2158 nucleotides long. RefSeq names its product double-stranded RNA-binding protein 3-like. Gene Ontology annotation, molecular function: double-stranded RNA binding. Lineage: Eukaryota; Viridiplantae; Streptophyta; Magnoliopsida; Fagales; Juglandaceae. The record is from RefSeq and is a predicted model, not a curated record.